Messenger RNA from Aspergillus viridinutans, 2664 nucleotides. Its product is annotated as WD40 repeat domain-containing protein. NCBI's taxonomy places the organism in Eukaryota, Fungi, Ascomycota, Eurotiomycetes, Eurotiales, Aspergillaceae. The coding region runs from base 1 to 2664 and encodes 887 amino acids. Gene Ontology annotation, molecular function: protein binding. The transcript has 5 exons. The record is from RefSeq and is a predicted model, not a curated record.
AUGGCGGAGGGUUCGCAGGAGACGGACGAUCAAAGGGUCCAGGUGUCGCGGGCUUCGACAGCCCCCGCGUUGCCCGCAAUCAUCACCACCGCGAGCAGUCGCAAGGAAGGCCAUCACAAUAAUGAUAACAGCAAUAAGAAUGAUAGUCCCACUGUCGCCACACCGGGACUUUUAAAGACUUCACAGUCUUUCCCUGUCGGUUCUGUCGCCUCCGAUAAUGCAUCAGGCUCAAGCGCAAAUCAGCAAGAUACGAAGAAGAAUGCCCGGUCGUCGAUUCAGAGUAAUACCUAUGGCAGAAAUUCCAUUUCCUCCCCAACGCUCUAUGGGCCCAGCGCAGAUUCGAGCGCGAUCGAUCCGCUGUCGCAACACAUCAUUAAGCGCACCAACACCGAACGAUCAAUUCCUCUGAAACUCCUUGGAAGAGCGUCAUAUGAAGCGGAAGCUGGCGGAACGAAUGACUACUCUCCAGCUGAGCAGGGCUCGAUCCCGGGGGAUGCUGUGUUGCGCCAGAAGCCUCCCAAAGAGAAAAAGAAAGGAGUAUCGUUCCUUAGUCGGAUAAUCGGGGGCAAAAAGAAAGAGAAUCCGUCUGAAGCAGGGGACGAUGUCUCGCAACCGGACACCUUCCGCAUGGAUGCCAACGCCGCGGCACAACCGAUAGGCUUCUUUCCCAAGUUCCCUCCUCCGCCAAAGUACAUCAGGGUGAAGGCAUACUACAAGAAAGACAAAACGUUCAGUAGGGUGUUUCUCGCGCAGGAAUUGACUGACACAGAGGCACCUUCGAACCACUCGGUAAAGGAUGCAACGGGAUCGACGACAGGCACGCUAAGCGGCGGCAAUACCGGAAAAGCAAUAUGGGCGUUGUCAUUCUCGAAGGACGGCAAGUAUCUAGCAGCGGCAGGUCAAGACAGAAGAGUGCGCGUUUGGGCCGUCAUUGCUUCUCCGGAAGAUCGUAAAGAAGAAGGACUCGGUGAAGGCGAAGAAGCUCUAGACGGGGACGAGCCUCCCCGGCUGAAGGCGCCUGUCUUUAGGACCAAGCCGAUCCAAGUGUACGAAGGUCACAGUGGAAGCGUGCUGGACCUGAGUUGGAGUAAGUUCCACCCCCGUGACGAUCGGUUUUUUCUUGCAGGGUCUCUCGACACUAAACUCCGUCUCUGGAGCAUCCCGGACAAAAGCGUGGCAUUCGUCGCCGCGGUCCCGGAUAUGAUCACAUCGGUCGCUUUCACCCCUGAUGGUAGGCACUCAAUUGCCGGUUGUCUCAAUGGUAUGUGCAACAUAUACGACACGGAUGGGUUGAAGCCGGUUGGGCAGAUACAUGUCCGAUCCGCGCGAGGCCGCAACGCCAAAGGCAGUAAGAUAACAGGCAUUGAUACCAUUACGUUACCUCCUGGCGACCCCAAUGGUGAGGUCAAGCUUCUGAUCACAAGUAAUGAUUCGCGGAUACGACAGUACAACUUUAGGGAUAGGACACUGGAGGCGAAGUAUCGCGGCAACGAGAACACAUGCAGUCAGAUCCGUGCCUCCUUUAGUGACGAUGGCAAACAUAUCAUUUGCGGGAGUGAAGAUCGCCGGGCAUAUGUUUGGCCUACAGGUGCCGUGGAGAAAGACUUCGAUAAGCGUGCUGUUGAAGUUUUUGAGACACGGUCCGCUAUUGUCACCGCAGCUGUAAUGGCUCCCUCGAAGACAAAGCAGGUCUUGGGCUUUUCAGACGACCCAGUGUACGACAUCUGCAAUCCACCUCCGGUGACCUUGGUGAGCGCCGCAGAGAAGGAAAAUGCUCGCCAAAAUCGCAUCUCCGACGUCAGCAAGCUGGCGCAGGAAUCCCCAUCAUAUCUCUCCCGUUCAACACACCCUGGAGGCAAUAUCAUCAUCGUCGCCGAUUAUUCGGGCAAGAUCAGAGUUCUGCGGCAAGACUGCGCGUUCCAAAAGCGCCGCUACGAGAAUUGGGACACCCAUUCCACCUUUUCCAGAAGACUGUUGCGUCGAUCCAAUUCAGCUCGCCAUAGCAUUGCGUCUUCGAUCGGGAAGGAGUCAUCUCACAAGACACCUUCAGAGCGCAUCAUCUCUUGGCGCAACUCGGUUAUAGGGCACGACGUAGCGAAGCGGGAAGGCUCCCGCCAUGGGACGAGGACUCGGAGUCCGUCUCCCCACAAGCCUAUACCCGAUGUUUCACGUUACUCAAAUCCAGUGCGUCAAUUUUCAGGCGGAGCACCGGCCGAUUCUCUGUCGCUCACUGUGUCUCCACCGCCAUCUGCGUACAAGUCAUCCUUUGACAGUCGACGGUCCAGUGUAGAAGCCUCGAAGCGGAACGCGGAGGACGUCGGAAUGGCCCCGACCGCGAGGACAAUAGUCGCCAAGGGAAAGGACAAGGACAACCCUUUGUGGCUACAGGGCCAACAGAGCUACGCAUUCUGGAACAAGAUCGCCCAUGAUGCGCUGAACAAAACGCCAUCGCAGCCACGGGAUUCGAACAGGUUAUCUGUUCCUGGACGCAAAUUCAGUAUUGCCAGCGCUUUGAGCAGCGAUUAUGGCUCCUCCAACGAAGAGGGGGACGAGGGAGAUGUGCUCAGGUGUGAUAGCUGCCAAGGGACGAACUUUCGAGCAACCAAGUCGCGAACCGGCAAGCAAAAAUUGAUCUGUGUGCGCUGUCAUCGACCUAUCAGCUAA